GUGAUUCCUGCUCAGUGCUGGCUGAGCUGGAGGGAGGGAUUGGGUCCCGGAGCCGGCUGGAGGAAGAACAUUCGGUCACAGUGGCCUCUGGAGAAAAGACUCGCUCGGAUUGGUCGCUGCUACAUCAUGCGAUCGGUCUUGUAUUCUAUCAUACUCUCCAUUUUAGUGAUUCUCUCUCUUGUAUUGAUAUUUUAUUUCACCUUCGGAGGUGCCCAGGCGGAAGAACACCUGAAACUUAAUGCAACAUGCAAAAAUGAAAAUCUUAUUGGGAUUUGUAAAAGUAAAGACUCGUGCCAUAGCAGUCUACCAGGUGUAAAAUUGGAAUCUUGCAAUGGUGAUAGCUCUCUUGUAUGCUGCCCACUUGAGGAAAUUACAAUAUCUAAAGGCCACAAACGAACUCCAGGAGAAAAAGCAAAAGAAAUGUGCAAGAUAUAUGGAGAGACAGCUUAUAAAUAUGUUCCGAGCAAUGAUUUGUUUAACACAAAACCAAUAAAAAGUAAACUAUGUGACGGAGGUGUACCGCUUGUAAAAGGAGGGGAAAAUGCCUCAGAGAAUGAAUUUCCUCAUAUGGCACGGAUUGGCAUCUUUAAUAGUGAUUUAGGGAACGUGGAAUGGCGGUGUGGUGGAAGUAUAGUGAGUCCGAAAUUCAUUCUUAGUGCAGCCCAUUGCCCUGUAACAGAAAAGAAUGGCUUUGCUAUGUUUGGAACAAUUCAAACUUAUGAUAUACUUGAAAAUCAUACAGUUUCAAUAAUGAAAGUACAUAUUCAUCCUCAUUAUAAUGCUGCAGAAAACAAACACGACAUAGCACUGUUUGAACUAGAGAUUCCACUCAAUACAAGUGAAAGACCGAUCUGCCUGGAUACUGGAAGUUCUAUUUAUAAUGAUAUGAUAGUGACAGCAACUGGUUUUGGGUUGAAUAAAGACCAAGAAAUUAAAGUUCUUCAAAAAGUUGAUUUAAAUAUUGUUGAUGAAAGCUCAUGUGCUAACAAAUAUAAACAAUCAAUUAAAGAUAUAGAAAUACCUUUUCCUGAACAUCCUCUUUGUGCAUAUCAAGAAGGCAAGGACACAUGCAAGGGUGAUUCUGGAGGACCACUUCAAAUUGGUCAUAGCGAUCUUCAAUGCAUGUACACUCUAAUUGGAGUAACAUCUUUCGGCGUCAACUGCUCUCUGGAAAAAGAUCUUCCUGGUGUUUAUACGAAAGUAUCUCCCUACAUAGGAUGGAUAGAAGACAUUGUUUGGCCUAUAUAAGAAUUCGUUUUAACAGAGAAAGCGGUGUUCAAAAAUAAUUUAUUUCCUUAUUCUGAUUUAUACAUAUGUGAUUAUUAAUGUGAUAUCUGCCAAGCCAGGAACAUUACAAGAAACAGAGAACAGUGACAAUCCUGUUUUAAAAAAGCUCCCCUACACUGAUAGCCACAGCAGGGUGAGGCAAAAGAAUAACUGAUUAUUUAUGUUUUUGCGACUAUUUAUUGUAUGUGUGAUUAUUUAUGUUAUUUAUGACUAUUUAUAUUAUGUGUGAGUAUUUAUGGUUUCUUAAUGGUAUACAAAUUUUAAAAUUAAAUUUUGUAUAAUUUUUUGACUGAAUCAUUUCUUUUAAUCCUUCUUGUAUAGUAUGCAAUCGUAUAAAACCAAAAAUUAAAUAGAU
Nezara viridula (southern green stink bug) is the source of this 1642-nucleotide messenger RNA. The record is from the annotation of a GenBank genome assembly. NCBI's taxonomy places the organism in Eukaryota, Metazoa, Arthropoda, Insecta, Hemiptera, Pentatomidae.